Messenger RNA from Sphaerulina musiva SO2202, 1739 nucleotides. Its product is annotated as kinase-like protein. The record is from RefSeq and is a predicted model, not a curated record. Gene Ontology annotation, biological process: regulation of mRNA processing; protein phosphorylation; spliceosomal complex assembly. The transcript has a single exon. Gene Ontology annotation, molecular function: protein kinase activity; ATP binding. The coding region runs from base 1 to 1266 and encodes 421 amino acids. Lineage: Eukaryota; Fungi; Ascomycota; Dothideomycetes; Mycosphaerellales; Mycosphaerellaceae.
AUGGAAAACGACUCUUCCUUCGCAGCUGACUCCUGCUAUGUGCCUCUACUGGACGCGGAAAGGCUCGAGCAGUACGGUCCAGGAGGGCUACAUCCAGUACACCUUGGCGACAAACUGCAAAAUGGAAGAUAUCUAAUCAUUCGAAAACUGGGACACGGCGCUUUCUCUACCGUGUGGCUAGCUCGAGAUUCGAGCUGUGAGCAUUUGGUCGCCAUCAAGAUCAUACGCUCUCAGUCGGCACGGGCUGAUCAGGAGCUCCGCAUGCACGAGAUUCUGCUGGAGUCGAAGAUGCGCAAUCUCGCCCAAGACUGCAUUGUUACCUUGCUAGACAAGUUCGAGCACAUCGGACCAAAUGGCAGGCAUCUUUGCCUGACCUUUCCGCCCUUGGGACCAGAUAUCACGACCCUGUUCAGAAGCAGUUCUGGCGCCCGCCCUAGACUACCUUACGAACUAUCGCGUCAGGCUGUGAAGCAGUUGCUGACAGGGCUAUAUUGUCUGCAUGAAUGUCGCAUUGCCUGCGGGGACAUUAAUUUUGGCAAUCUCCUGUUGACUCUCGACCAAUCCGACCUUGCAAAUGAAGAAGAAGAAGAGCUGAAACAUCCAAUGUCGAAGACGAGCGUUGCACCGAGUAAGCAGCAGCAAUCGCACAAUCCAAAGUAUAUCUGCGAGGACUUUCCGCUCGGAGAAUAUGUUGAAGACUCCACAACAGUCAAGGUGAAGCUUUCAGAUCUCGGUGCUGCGUUCCCAUUUCACGACCCCCCUAAACAGCCAAUCGUGCCGCUCGCGCUACGUGCACCAGAGGUGAUCCUGGACCUCGAGUUCGACCACCCUAUUGACGUGUGGAGCUUUGGCUGCAUUGCCUUUGAGCUGUUGAUAGGUACUCCACUGUUUGCAGUGGCAAGUUCGCCCGUGAUGACCGAUGACGAGACCAAUGAUGAUCACCUUCUGAAGAUGGCCGGCACACUUGGACCUCUACCGCCAGCUCUAUUUUCUCGAUGGCCUCGUGGACAGAGGUAUUUCAACUCCAAAAUGGAAAUAACCCGCACAGAUGUCAGCGACGACCCAGUACCGCAGGCAGAAGUCUACAUCGCUCCGACGCUGGAGACGAUGUUCAUGACAGGGAAAUCAAAGGAGAUGACCAUGGUCGAAGCGAGGUCCGCGAUCCGAUUCUUGCAGCGAGCAUUACAAUACGAGCCCUCUGCACGCCCUACAAUCUCACAGCUCAUGGAAGAUCCGUGGAUCAAGGAGAUCGAAGCAUUGUUUUGAUCGUUCGUUACUCCUUCAUAUCUUACACUCUCCAAGCAAGUGUCAAUAGUAAUGUAUACUACAUGUCAUGCUCAUCAGUUAAUCACCGCUAUAACAGAUCAAAUCGACACUUUCCAUAAGUAUCAAGUGGUAGGGAAAAUAGGAAACUUGCCACCCCGACAUAGCCGCCUGUCUCAGGUUCAAAUAAGCCCUACGCGAAUCCAUUCCUCGGCACUGCUUGCAUCUCAAACCUCCCUAUGGGUAAAGACACUCGCAAACGAGCUGAUAACGGUCGCUAUACUCGCACUUCUCGGUAUUGCGACACUCCACUCUCCUCUACUCUCGAAUCCUAGCGAUCUUGCCCGCCAAACCCCUUCUUACUACUGGACAGCGUGGUCUGAUGCGAUCAAGCGAGAGUCUUCGCUGGGUGGACUCUAUCGCACUCUCCUCUGCUCUCCAAUCCCAGCAAUCUUGCCCGCGAAAACCCUCUUUAC